UGAUAUGGUAUUGUGAAGAAAGAUAAAAUUAAAGAGUAAUGGAAGUUGUUAAGGGAACAGUGUGUGUGACGGGAGGCACUGGGUUCAUACCUUCGUGGCUGAUCAAAAGGCUAUUAGAAGAGGGUUAUUUCGUUCGUACCACUGUUAGACCUAAUCCAGGUAACAAAAGAGACCUUAGUUUCCUCACCAAUAUAGUAGAUCUUAAUGAUCCCGAUAGGUUCAAUACGGCCAUUGAGGGGAGCAAAGGAGUGUUCCAUAUUGCCACUCCUGUCGAUUACGAGUACAAAGAGUCUGAGGAAAUCAUAACUGAAAGGGAAAUCAGUGGAACACUAUGCAUCUUGAAGGCUUGCUUGAAAUCAGAAACAGUGAAGAGAGUUGUCUAUACUUCUAGUGCAUCAACCGUUGUACACAGCGGCCAGGAUUCGGACAUGGUGGAUGAGAGUUUCUGGUCUGAUGUGGAUUUCUUUAGAGAAAAAGAAACCCCAAGCUUUCUUUCUUACUCGAUUUUCAAGACAUAG
Molecule: messenger RNA, 518 nt
Organism: Hibiscus syriacus
Lineage: Eukaryota; Viridiplantae; Streptophyta; Magnoliopsida; Malvales; Malvaceae
Product: vestitone reductase-like
Exons: 2
Coding region: 39-518 (159 amino acids)
Biological process (GO): steroid biosynthetic process
Molecular function (GO): 3-beta-hydroxy-Delta5-steroid dehydrogenase (NAD+) activity
Source: RefSeq, a predicted model, not a curated record